AUGGACCUGAAAGUUGAAAGUGAUGAACUGGAUGAAGUUGAGGAGAAACACUACUAUCAGACACCUCAUCAUUUCAUACUGAGAGAAACAUUGAGAAACUUGCAGAUGGAAAAUACUUUCUCUCUAAAAAGAAAGCAAAGUACAGAAGGGGGCAAAUCCUCAUCUCACUGUGAGAACAGUUUUACACUUAAAAGACAUUCUGUGGAAAACGUGAAAAUUCACAUUGGAGAGCGCCCAUACACAUGUCUGCAGUGUGGGUGGAGUUUUAUCCAGAAAUCACAUCUUGAUAUGCACAUGACAGUUCACACUGGAGAGCAUCCAUAUGCAUGUCCUUAUUGUAAAAAGGAUUUCAAACAGAAAUCAACACUUGAAAAACAUGUGAGAACUCACACUGGAGAGCGUCCAUAUACAUGUCUUCAGUGUGACAGGAGUUUCGCACAGAAAUCAUAUCUUGACAGCCACAUGAGAACUCACACUGGAGAGCGUCCAUAUACAUGUCUUCAGUGUGGAAAGAGUUUCACAGAGAAAAAAAGUCUUAAAAUGCACAUGAGAAUUCACACUGGAGAGCGUCCAUAUUCAUGUCUUGAGUGUGGAAAGAGUUUCAUCCAGAAAUCAGGGCUUAAUCUGCACAUGAGAGUUCACACUGGAGAGCAUCCAUUUGCAUGUCCUCAUUGUAAAAAGGGUUUCAAGCAGAAAUCGGCACUUAAAAAACAUGUGAGCGUUCAUACUGGAGAGCAUCCAUACAUAUGUCUUCAGUGUGGGGGGAGUUUUACAAACAAAACAACUUUUGAUAUACACAUGAGAAUUCACACUGGAGAGCGUCCAUUCCAAUGUCUACAGUGUGUGAGGAGUUUCAUACAGAAAUCACAGCUUAUUGUGCACAUGAGAGUUCACUCUGGAGAGCGUCCAUACGCAUGUCUUCAGUGUGAAAAGUCUUUCAAACAGAAAUCGGCACUUGAUGGUCAUAAGAGAAUUCACUCUGAAGAGCGUCCAUACUCAUGUCUUCAGUGUGAAAAGAGUUUCAAACAGAAAUCGGCACUUGAAAGUCAUAAGAGAAUUCACUCUGGAGAGCGUCCAUACUCAUGUCUUCAGUGUGGAAAGAGUUUCAAACGCAAAGAAAGUCUUGACAGCCACAUGAGAUGUCACACUGGAGAGCGUCCAUACGCAUGUCUUCAGUGUGGAAAGAGUUUCAAACGCAAAGAAAGUCUUGACAGCCACAUGAGAUGUCACACUGGAGAGCGUCCAUACUCAUGUCUUCAGUGUGGCGAGAGUUUCAGAUGGAGUCCUAGUCUUAGGAUUCACAUGAGAAUUCACACUGGAGAGCAUCCAUAA
This is a messenger RNA of Paramisgurnus dabryanus, 1332 nucleotides long. Lineage: Eukaryota; Metazoa; Chordata; Actinopteri; Cypriniformes; Cobitidae. The record is from RefSeq and is a predicted model, not a curated record.